GUAUAUAAUAUAGAAGGGUGUAUGGGGAUGAGCAGAAAGACAGAACACCCAUACAUCAUCUUCAUCCCAUGCUUGGCCCAUCUAGGGGGCAGCAUCAGAGGGAAGGAAGAACGGGUGAGAGGGCCUUCGAUUUUGAUUCUUUUUCUUGAGGGGGAUUCUGUCUGUCAGAAAUCACUGUCUGUCUGGUCUGCAUUGAAAAAGUGUUAAGUGGACAAUUCCUUCUCUUGAUAUGGAGGUUUUAGGUCUCUGGAAGGGCCUUCGUUCUUUCUGUUAGUUUUCGUUUGUGAAUCUUUCUCCCAUGCAUAAUUUGUUGGUCAACAACCACAACUCAAUAGAAUUCAUUCUUUAAGACUCCGGACUCUCUUUCUGUCCGGAGGGAAUCAUUGUUUCUCAAUCAAUCAUGCCUCAACUGGUUCUGGACAUAAAUAUAGAGAGUUCUUCUUUUUUUUUCAUUUUUAUCCCCAUAGCUGCGGUUAUUUUCUAUUCCCUUUUUAGAGGUGGGCGCCCACCCGCGUUGGGUCUACCCGAUCCCAAUAUUGAUCUGUCUUUAGCACUUGAUGCUUUACAUAUAGAAAUAGAGAUUCAACUUGAAACCCUGUUCAAGGAACGCUUUGGGCAGUAUUAUGUAUUGCCAGACGGAUUAACCUUCUCUGCCGUUGGUGAACAUCUGUACUCAAGGGUUGGAACCUUGGCAGGGUUGCAGGAUAUUCUUGUUGAUCUCCUUUUUCAAAGGGAACUGAGCCCUUUUUUUCAGUUUGCUUUGGAUUUUGUUAUUUAAAGGGUAUAGCUGCUAUCAAAAAAUGCUUGCUGAAAAGAAAUAAGGUCCAUUUUCCCACGUAGUUCGUCGGUCAAACCAACGAUUCUCUUCUCAAAGUUAUAGAGAGAUCUUUUUCUAGUUAGACUUCUAUCAAUGCAAUGAAAGAACCAUCCCUUCCUAUUUCUUUGUCCUGUCAGAUAGAAAUAUAAGAAGACCCAAAAGAGCCCUUCUUUACCACUUUAGGGGGUGGGGGUGAAGGGGGGGUUUACAUACAACCGAGGCAAAGUGGUUUAUGAUUGAAUCUCAGAGGCAUUCUUAUCAUUUGGUAGAUCCAAGUCCAUGGCCUAUUUCGGGUUCACUCGGAGCUUUGGCAACCACCGUAGGAGGUGUGAUGUACAUGCACUCAUUUCAAGGGGGUGCAACACUUCUCAGUUUGGGCCUAAUAUUUAUCCUAUAUACCAUGUUUGUAUGGUGGCGCGAUGUUCUACGUGAAUCCACGUUGGAAGGACAUCAUACCAAAGUCGUACAAUUAGGACCUCGAUAUGGUUCUAUUUCGUUCAUCGUAUCGGAGGUUAUGUUCCUUUUUGCUUUUUUUCGGGCUUCUUCUCAUUCUUCUUUGGCACCUACGGUAGAGAUCGGGGGUAUUUGGCCCCCAAAAGGGAUUGGGGUUUUAGAUCCUCGGGAAAUCCCAUUUCUUAAUACCCCUAUUCUCCUUUCAUCCGGAGCAGCCGUAACUUGGGCUCAUCAUGCUAUACUCGCGGGGAAGGAAAAACGAGCAGUUUACGCUUUAGUAGCAACCGUUUCACUGGCUCUAGUAUUCACUGGCUUUCAAGGAAUGGAAUAUUAUCAAGCACCCUUCACUAUUUCGGAUAGUAUUUAUGGUUCUACCUUUUUCUUAGCAACUGGCUUUCAUGGUUUUCAUGUGAUUAUAGGUACUCUUUUCUUGAUCAUAUGUGGUAUUCGCCAAUAUCUUGGUCAUCUGACCAAGGAGCAUCACGUUGGCUUUGAAGCAGCUGCAUGGUACUGGCAUUUUGUAGACGUGGUUCGGUUAUUCCCAUUUGUCUCUAUCUAUUGGUGGGGAGGUAUAUGAAGGAACGAAACAGUGGAUUUAGGAAUUAAAGCUCGAAUACAAAGAGAACCGGGCUUUUCCAAAGAAUUACUGCAGCUUUCCCAGCUUCGUUAUCCUUUGAAUUACUCCUAAUUUUUCUAUUCCUAGUGUCAUGAGAAAUCAAAACUUUCUAUACUCAUUCCUUCUCUUAGUCGGUGUCUCCUAUUUACUUUGUCUAAUCUUGGGUGAGAGUUAAGUUUUUUGGGCCUUGCUCUCAAAGGUGGGAUACUCCGGUACGACGCGAGCCAUAUUUAUACCAUUUCUAAAAUUGACAGGUUGCUCCGGAAGGCUGGCUCUUGUUCUGUUUUUCGCCGUGAAAGCGGUGAAUGGAACCCUCUUCAAAUAUUUUUUUUUAUCUUGUAUGGAAGAAGCUGGGCCGUCUUCGGGCGCAUCAAGCUCUAACCCGGGUAAUCCCGUUGUACCCCCUAUUGAUCAAGGAAGGUCUACACGGCGAAGUGAAACAAGAUUAAGUUUGGGAUGCAGUAGACGCUGAGGAAAGGAGGAAAGAGGAAGAACUGCGUAACUCCAAGGAAUGGAAAGAAAGUGAGCGUCACCUGCUCAAGGUGGAAAACAUUAAAAAAUCCAUAGGCCAACGAGCGAAGGAAAUAGCUCAGGAAAGGGGAUUAACCCCAGGACGCUGCGAGGCGGUGGAAGAUGCGGCAAACUACAUUGCCGAAGAUGUGGAAUAUCUAGCAGAAAAUCAACAAGUAAGCUUCCUAGUCAACUUAAUGCGAGACCUUAAUAAUCCCAACAGCGAGUCGUGGGAGCGCAUCGAAGAGGAGGUGAAAAGAUGGCGCUCAUGGGAGGAUUAGGGUCGACCAACAAACAGGGAAGGACCUCGUACCUGGUUCGGCAAAUAAAUAAAGUAUCACACAUCCUCUUGUUCCCAAGAGUCCCAUGUUCUUCUCUCAUGCUUCUGAUGGAUCUAGCAAAGACGGAUCCACCUCUUAUAGGGAGGGAUCUGGUCACUCAUUCGGAUUGAGAUUCAUCCAAGUCUACCAUAACGGCUGCUAAAUCCCUCCCUAUUUCACUUUGACUCUUUUCAGGGCGGGAAAAAGACCGGCUCUCUAGUUCUGUCAUGGAAGGGGGCAAGGUGCUGACCGAUGUCGAUUAGGAAGCUGCUCCUGUUGUAAAGAAGUGAGGCAGCGAAGAAGAAGCAUUUUAGCAUUCACCUGUCCGUCCUUCUUUAUGGAAUGCUCAAGCCUAGUGAGAACUCAAGUCGAUUCGAAUGACUGGAUCCGCUGGAACUAAGGCUAUUUCCAAUGCCCGAAAGGAAGGUGCUUAAGCUGAAAGAGUGGUCAGUGAGGCUCAAUUCUUUGUAUUGAUUCCAAGACCCAGGGCAUAAGGAAUUCACUAAGUAUAAUAAUAUUCUCCUUUUGAUUCAAUAGAAGGGGAUGCCCCCAAUGUGGUAAUAGCCGGUAGAGACCUACGUUAUUCACAAUAGGUGAACUUGCUAGAAUGCUGUUUAAUAAACUUCUUUAUAUAGGUAACUGGAAAGCUCUAUCCCCCUACGUCAGCUGGCUUAAAAAGCUAUUUUUCCUUAUUCAACUCGGUAAAUUGAAAGAAAGAAGUCCCAACCACGAGGCUUUGCCGCGAGAGUUUCGACAUUAGUGAUUUGCUCUGAAUCAGGCCCCUAAACCAAGGCAAAUAGCCCAUAAUACAUAUGAAUCCGACAGAUCGGACCGAACUGCCAAUGAAAUCCAUUUAGCCAGUUAAGCUAAGAAGAAAGAAAUAGAUCAGAAAUCGAGUUUGAAGGCCCGAGAGUACGGGAACGGGUCCGGUAGGGAAGGUGCGAGAUGAUGAAUGAAAGGGUCUGCCUCAACAGAUGAAUCCGUGACUGCUGCGACUGAGGAAGGAAUCGAUGAAGUCAUUGCCAGCCGUCUUGUAUCCUGGCAGAAGAUCCCCCAAAAAGCAAGCAGCAUUUCUUUCCUCGGUAAGGCCCGGGGGAUGCCUCCUACCUUCCUUCUCGCAGUCAGCUAUGUAACUCAGAAAGGUUAAAGCUACUCUUUACAGCUUCUUGUGGUUGACGCUAAAAGCUCCUUGUGACAACUCUUCUUGUUCGCUCCUACGCGUAUGCCGAGUUCCAUCUUUGGAAAAAUUAAACUCGUUGCCAGAGAGAAAACAUCACAAAAUUAACCGACCCCGCCCAUGGUCAGUAGUCAAGAUCUAUUAUUAAAAUAGUUGUCGAGGGAAGGAAGUCGAAAAUCAACAGCUCAGAAAGCUUUCCCUUGACAAACCCGCACUUUGACAGCAAAAACCGCCCGCUACUCACAGAGAACAGAGAUAAGGAGGAUACGAGGGCUCGCUCGCGCUUAGAUUUUUUAACAUGUAUGCGGGCCCCUUUCACUUGACUAUUUAGGUUAAUUAGGCCCACUACGAACGAAAGACCAAUGACACACCGGGACUUUAUUAAUAGAGAAAGAACCGAACCGGGGAAAGGCGAUAACGACCCAGGAAAUGGUGAAGUACGUGAAUCGACUCCCUCUUCGAGUAAUUUAACAUAAAAGAAAUAAUAAGGGACUGACUUCUUUCUUGACAAGGAUCCUGAAAAAAUAGCACAUGCUCCAAGGACUUAACGGAAUUAGGAGGCACACUGGUAGGUAUACCAAGAGAAAUGCGGGUAAGCGACGAGGGAAAUAACCCCUCCAUAAAAGCAUGCAUUUCCAGACAAGAAUAUUUUUUUUUUAGGAAUUGUCCACAUGAUGAACCAAACGGAGCGGGCAGAGUGAAGUUACCAUUUUAGGAGCAGAUGUCCCGGCUGGUAAGGGAAAUGAAUGAAAGAAGCUUCUCCAAUAGGAGGCAUGUGUUGAGCAUUUGUUUCAUUCCUUUGGCAGCUGAAGUUCCAGUUCCUUUUCUAGUUCAGGUUAUGGUUCGAGUGGAGAAGCAGAGAGGGCAUACCUUCCCUAAGUUGGUUAGAUCGCCCGAACGAAGGAAGCUGUCUUGUCUCGCAAUGGCAGAAGAAAGAUAUAUCAUUGCCAAUCGGGAGGAAAGGAAGAGUCAUUUACCUCUUUCUCCCUAUCGAUGUUUGACCCGAUUUUGCUCCCCGGGCCUUAGCAGCCCACCCCAUAAACCGCUUCCCUCGACUGCCUUAAGAGAAGAGAAGAGGAGGGGAUUUCGAAGAAUGGAAUUAAAAUUCCUAAAGGUAGUUUACUUGCUUACUUGUUAGAGUCAGGAAUCUUUGUCAAUUUUUUCCGCAGGGAAAUGGCUCCAAAGGACCUGUGCCUCUAUCCUGACGAGGUUAUCGUCACCGAUGGUAGUCGCGAGUUCGCGGAGUACACAACCUUAAGGUAAGGUCGUGGGUCCGACAAUGGCUUAACUGCGUCAAGUGGUACUACAUGGUUGCAGUAUCUCCAGGCGUAACCAUCCAGGAUCUCUUAGACGCACCAUUCGUGAACCGGAAAUGGCAGGUUGAAUCGACCGACUCUCAGUUGGUCCGGUUCGGCCUUGUCUGGAAGGUUUUUUAUUUUGUUGCCCUAAGGCGUUUGGCCUGUUAAGCCAAUGUCCUAGUCGCUGCAGCGAUUACGGAUACCUCUAAGGCAUCUCAACUCUGUGAGUCCCGCAGCUUUCUUUAUGUUUUGUGAGUUUACUCCUUAUGCUAGAGCCAACCUGGCCUACCGGUCUUGUAAACCGAUAGUUCCUUUAGGUUUGACACCUGAGGGUGCCCUCCUUUGGGGUCCAUACAUAAAGGACCUCAUAAGGGUGUUGAUAAAACUAGCUAAACCGGUUUCAGUGAGGUCAAUCAAAUGGAGAGGUACGAAGAGGACUUUUCGGUCCUCUCCUUACUGUCGAGUUACUACGUUCCUUGCCUUUUGAACUUAAUUCAUGGUACCGAAAGGUAACAGAAGGAAGUAAAAGACCCUCAUUAUUAGGUGUACUGUGGUACCCAAGAGUUAGGUAUUGUUUCGACGAAAACAACGAGUUGUUUAGUCGAAUGGAUAUGGCCUCAUUUGAAAAGGAGGUCAUUCCCAACGAUCCUACUCCUGUCAGAGUCCUUACCUCGGACGACUGGGUCAGUCGGUUGAAGGAGCGGGGAAGAGACGAAUAUUUGCCAUAGGAAACUGGCUGAAUCAGAGGUUAUUAAACUCUGUUCAUAGAUGGCUGAUGGAUGUUAUCCGUCAGAUUACUAUGGGUGGCAUGCAUGGAUGUCUUUUCUGCCUUAGCCAUUCUCCCUACGUAGCAACUUUAAGUAGAUGAUAGAUGGGAUGAGAUGCUAGCCGCCUUAGCGCAGAAGAUCCAUCAUGGAGCCUUAGGUUAGGCUACUACUAAAGAUAGGAUGGAUUGUCAGGAAUGGUAGAUGGAGCAAGGAAAAGCAUCCAACCAAUCCUGUUAGGCUGUUUUGGAAAGCCAGCGGCAAGGAAGGAAAGGAAGCGAAGUAAGCAUCCAAUCCUGAUCUUUUCACUUUCGAGAUCGAAGAAUCAUAGCUAUCAGUGCAUUAGCAAAGCAGACCCAGAAAGGGAUAGUUCUUCUUUUGCAAGAAUGGACAUUACCGCAGCUUUGACUCUGUUGCAGGUAUGAAGUGCCAUGAAAAAUGGAAAUGGCUAUCAGUUCUGACUCUCCUGACCCGAGGUAAGUAGUUCGGCUAAGCCGGAAGAAAGAAAUGUGAGAGUUUAGCCUAUUAAUUCACUUUACUUUAGGGAAGCCGGUUAAAUGCUUUGCUUUGUGAGGGAAAAGCGGGCACAGCUCACGCACGGCACAAGAGGCAAGGAACUUUCAACAGGCAUGGACGGCCUCCGAGGGUGAAUGUCGGAAAUCGUCUUCCCUUUGAUGGACAUUAAAAAGGAUCCGCUAGGCUGUCUUACAUGUCCCCAAAAGCUAAAGGGCUCCUUUCCUUCUUGAUAUCGCUGAUGCGCCUUUAAGAGUUAUCGUUCUACUUCCUGUUAGCUGGUAGAGUAUGAACUACGACCGAUGGGAUUGGUACAACCACGAAUCUUUUGUUUGCUUUGUUUACAGCUGGCCUUACUUAAAUAGGAGUUUCUGCUUCUAGCUAGCUUUGGGCAGAAAGACCUCGGGAAAUAAAAUAUAAGGCAAUUUAGUUCUCAUCCGCCCUUGCCUGCGAGCCUAGGAGCAGCUUCACCUUGCGUCUGCUAACCGCUGCUAAAAAGCUAGUGACCGGUAAUCCGAUGCUACCACCAGACUAGCCGGUAUACUAUAGAAUUCAGUGAACUGAACCCGCUGCCAAAGAAAAGUAAGCCUAAACCUCUCAACCCCCCGAGUCCGGGGCAAAGUUGACGUUCCCUAGGUUCCCCUCUUUCCCCCUGACUUCAUGUUUUUCUGUCUUCUUUUGUGGAUUCCAACUGAAUUGUCAUCUUUCCCGCCUUCCGCGCGGUUUCUUGGCUCAAGAUAUUCUGAUUCCCCUAGUAGUCUGACUGCUCUUUCUCUCAAGCGAAGUGCUUCUCGGGACAAAGGGCAGAAGGGAAGGUAGCUCGUGAUUCUCGUCUCGGUCUUCUCGAAAGGUAGUUGAGUUCCUUCGGGUGAGAAAGAAUAGGAAUUGAUCUAGCUAUAGAUAUAGAUAGAGUGUCAGAUGAAAGGUUUCGCCCCUGACUCCUUUACUUAUUGAUGUCGCUGAUCCGCCGUUAUCGUAUCAGGAAAUGUGGGGCCGCUCUUUCUGACAUAGGAACUUACUCAAAAUCGAAAGUCCGCCUAAGGGAGAGAGAAGACUAUAAACAAUAAAUCUAGGAGGUUUGAAGAUGCUCGAGCAAAGCGAAGAGGUUUUACCUAGCAUUAGAAACUGAAUCCAUUGUUGCUUGUUGCUUGUUAUCCCUUGCUUUUAGUUAGGUAUAACUCCUCUGUUAUCUCCUUGUUCUAACCCUGUUGCUUCCUUUGCUUCGCCUGGAACUACCUUGCUAACACCUUCUUACAGUCUUGCUGAGCUUAGGAAGUGAAGUUGUAGGGAUGAAAAGCCUAUAUUUCACUUACAAACAAAGGCUGAAAGCUGGUGUUUGCCAGUCACAAGAGAGCAUUAGUGCUUCCCGUUAGUCUUACGAGGAGGAGAAGCACGUAAUGGGAACGAUAUUGGAGCUUCAGGUUGGUACAUUGCACGCAUUAAAACCUUAACUCUUAUAACCUGUCUUUCCUUGUUAUCCCUUGCUUUUAGCUCGGUAUAACCCCUCUUCCUCUUGCAUUUGCUUGUAAUUCCUUGUUUCCCUCGUUCUUGUUUCUAUCGUAGGUUCGGUAGUAGGUUCCAGCUUGCACAUGCAGGAUCCCCCCUUCGUCUUUAUUUUCUCCCGGCUAUAGCGCGAGAGAAACGCGAACAGCUGAUUCUCAAGCAGGGGAUUCGUCGAAAACAACCUAUCUGUCUACUUGCUUUCAGUUCUGUUCCCGUCUCGAUCUUAGCUUUAAGCUCUCAACCUAUUCUAUUCUUGCGCAAACCAAGUUAACUGCCUGAAUUUAGGAGUUAAAUAACCCGCUAUGAGUAGAAGGGACUUUGCCGGGUAUUCCUUCUUAUUGAUAGCGCAGGGGCACAGCGGUAAAUACCGAGGAAAGAAGAUAAGAAAAUUUUAUCCCACGCCACGGUAGAUAGUGUUCAGUGGAGGAAGGAAGCCAGGCAUAGGCGUAUCCGCCUUGGAAGUUUUAAUGCCCAAAGAUGGUCCUUCGACAAGCCCUUUGCUAAAGCUUCUAUGGAUUGCACCUUUAGAAAGGAAAUCAGCAUUUAGGACAAUUUUCCCAACCAAGGAAAAAUGGCACAUUUCGAUGUCUCGUAGGAAAGGAAAUCCGAUCUAUGAAAAAAUUCCCUAAAGUGUCGAUUUGACUUUUUAGGAGUAAGUAAAAAAGGUCCCUCGAAUGGAAUAAUAGCUUUUACGGAGGAAGUUACUUAUUAUAUUAUAAUAGUUGAUGUAAGAGAAGAAGUUCUUGGUUUGGUUGAAUUCAAUCAAAAAAAGUACCAUUUUCAAUUGAAUCCUGAAUCCCUUAUUCUAUAAAUUUACUAAGAGAAGAAAUCACGUAAGUGAUAGAAAGAAUCGUUAAGUAGGCUAAUCUUUAAAGGUUUCCAUUUUCGAUUGAGAAAGCGGCAGGCCCAAAGAGCUCUCCAAUAAGUGCACCGAAAGGGGGCCGGAGAGACGGUCAACCUGAGAUCGGCUAAGAUCGAAAAGCACUUGGUUUACAGCCAAGCAACGACAAAGAAAAAAGAGUCUCAU
Molecule: messenger RNA, 8998 nt
Organism: Vicia villosa (hairy vetch)
Lineage: Eukaryota; Viridiplantae; Streptophyta; Magnoliopsida; Fabales; Fabaceae
Product: cytochrome c oxidase subunit 3
Exons: 1
Coding region: 1050-1847 (265 amino acids)
Biological process (GO): mitochondrial electron transport, cytochrome c to oxygen
Cellular component (GO): mitochondrion; membrane
Molecular function (GO): cytochrome-c oxidase activity
Source: RefSeq, a predicted model, not a curated record